AUGACCUCAAACGAAUCUUUGGAUAAUUUGUCUCCUGCUGCUAAAUUAGCUCUUCUCCACGCCCAAGCUGCUAAUCCUUCCACCAACCAAGUUGAACAAGAUCCUUUCGUCCCCUCCCCUGAUGAUCCUGUUGUUGUUAUGGAUAACUCUGCUUAUGAACCUCUCAUUGCUGGCGAUUUUCCCACUCCCAUUGGUAAGCCCAUCUCCUCCAUCCCUGCUCCCAAGAAGGAACCUGCUACCAAGAAGAAGCUCGACUUGAACUCUGAGUCUGCUUUCCCUUCUCUCUCUGCUUCUCCUCGCGCUCCUGUCGCUAGUGGCUGGUCCUCUGCUGCUUCUUCUCGCGUGAAGGCUCCUCAAGCCGCCUCUGGUUCGCCCCGCUCAAGACCUAUGGCUCCUGCUUCUGGUAGUGUCAAGAAGUCUGCUGCCACCCAAGUUACUGAUGUUCUCGAGUUGCCUGCUAACCAACAGAUUUCCAACAUGGCCAGCAAGCCUCUUGGUUUCAAGAGCAGUGCUGAUGUGAUUCAACAAGUCAUCAACAAGACAGGUACCAACAUCAUUGCCUCAACCAACCGUUCUGGCACCACCACCUUCCUCAUUCAAGGUACUCCCAACGAUGUUGCCAGAGCCAAGAGAGAAUUGAUUGCUGGUCUUGUCGUCAAGCGUACUGUCGAGAUUGCAGUUCCUGCCAACACGCGUCGUUUCAUUAUUGGUGCCAAGGGUGCCAAUCUCAAGCAAAUUGAAGCUCUCUCCAACACCCGCAUCAACUUUCCUCGCAAAGAAGAUGAGGAGUUUGCUCACCAUGACGAGGAUUCUGAUGAGGCUGUCAUUGUCACCAUUAUGGGCGAUGCUCAAGGCAUCAGAAUGGCCAAGGAGGAAAUUGAAAAGAUUGUUGGUGAAAAGGCUGCCAAGCAGACCAUCAAGAUCGACAACUUGGAUAGCAAAUACUACCUUUUCCUUGCUGGCCCUCAAAACAGCAACAUCAAAAAGUUGGAGGAGGAAUACAAUGUCAAGAUCCACAUCCCUGCUGUAAUUGUGGAUGGUAAUACUAACCGUGUAACUGCUAUUUCCAUCACCGGUGAUAAGGAAAAGGUGCAAGCAGCCAAGCAAGCUUUGGAAAACGCUUAUGCCGACAUUGAAAAGUCCACCCGCUCUGUUGCCAUUAGCAUUCCCAAGCAGCAGCACAAGUAUCUUUACGGUAAGAACGGCGAAACCCUCAAGGAGAUCUUGGCUGAAUCCAAUUGUACUGUGGAGAUCCCUCCUCUUGAUGAUCCCUCCGAGAAUGUCACCAUUAUUGGCCCAGAUGCUGAUUUGGUCAAGGGCUUAACUGUCAUUAUGGAGAAGGCUCGUUCUCAUCAUGUCGUUUUCCUCGACUUGGCUGAAAACUACAAAUCCCAUGGUAAAAACUCCAUCAAGUAUGCUCGCUGUGCUAUCCAAUACUUGAAGGCCAAGAACAGUCUUAAGAAGGUUGAAAAGGAGCACAAUGUCGAAGUUGGCAUUCCUACCUGGGAUGAGAUGAUUAGAAAGGUCAAUCUCGACUUUGUCAGCAAGGUUGAAAAGGAUGCUGCUCUUGCACAAAAGGCUAUCUCCAACAUUGCCCGUGAAUUGACUCCUGAUCUCUUUGGCUCUGUCGACAUUGAAGUCUAUCUUCAACAAUACAUUCUCACCACCCACCGUGCUGCUAUCGACCGCAUUCAAUCCAACAACAAUGUCAGUCUUGCUGUUCCUACAGAAAGUGAAAACUCCCCUACCAUCUUGAUCGUCUACAUUGGCGAUGACAAGUCUGAUGCUAAGGCUGCCAUCGAGAAGGCCUCUGCUGAAUUGAAGAAGCUUGCUGCUGACUCUUCUGAUUACAUCUCCAAGAGCACCAAUAUCCCCAUCCAAUUCCACGAUGCCCUUCGUGGUCCCAAGGGCACUACUCUGAACGCCAUCAUUGGUGAAACUGAGGCUGUUGUCCGUUUCGGUCCCAAGGAAAAGGUUGAGGUGCGUGGUCUCACCAAGGAUGUCAACCAGGUGAUGGCUUCCCUUCAAAAGGCCUUUGAUGCUGUCCAACAAGACGAUUUUGCUAAGCCCUACACUGCCGAGUUCUUUAUUCCUGCCAACUUUUCAGCUCAUAUCAUUGGUAAGGCUGGUAUCCACAUCAACAAGCUCAAGGAUGAUCUUGGUGUCAAGAUUGAUAUUGGAGAGAACAACAAGUCUGAGGAAAAGACUGUUACCGGUAAGAAGGACAAGAAGAAUGCCGAACCUGUCAAGGUUGUUAUCCAAGGCCCCAAGAUCAAUGUCGAAGCUGCCAAGGAACGCAUCAAUUCCCAAGUCUCUAAUUUGGCUGACCAAGUGACAUUGUCCCUGAAGGUUCCCAAGGCAUUUCAUCGUUUCUUGAUUGGUCCCAGUGGCCGCUAUGUCAAGAAGCUCGAAGACAAGUACAAUGUCUUUAUCAAAUUCCCUAAAUCAGGUAACCGUGGUGAUGAAAGUCCCUCUUCUCCCUCCCCUACCAACCCUGAUGAGAUCACUGUGCGUGGUGGUAAGAAGGAUGCUCAAUCCGCCAAGGAAGAACUCAUGGAACUCUACGAAUACGAAAAGGAGGAGCAAGAAAAGAGAAAGGAAAGAGAGCAAAAGCACAAGGAAUACGAGGAGAAGCGUGCUGCUGAAGAUAAGAGAAGAGCCGAGGAGAGAGCUGCUAGAGAAGCAAGAGAUGCUGCCAAAGAGGCUGCCAGAGAAGCUAAAAGAGCUGAAAAGGAAGCUGCUGCUGCUGCUGCCAAGAAGGAGUAA
Mucor velutinosus is the source of this 2766-nucleotide messenger RNA. RefSeq lists its product as uncharacterized. Gene Ontology annotation, molecular function: mRNA binding. The coding region runs from base 1 to 2766 and encodes 921 amino acids. Lineage: Eukaryota; Fungi; Mucoromycota; Mucoromycetes; Mucorales; Mucoraceae. Gene Ontology annotation, biological process: nuclear division. The transcript has 3 exons. The record is from RefSeq and is a predicted model, not a curated record. Gene Ontology annotation, cellular component: nucleus; cytoplasm.